CGAAACAUUUGACCACAAGAUAAUGGAUCACAACAGUGGAGAAGGGAAACGCCUCCCACGAAUGGCAGCUUCUCUGAUGAUGCGUUUUGCCUCUGAGCGGGAGGCCACCUUUGGUCUGCAUAGGGCGAGCCUCAGGUCACCUCCUUCCCAGGGCCAUGGGACUAGGGAUUCAUGCCAGGCUGCUGGAGGGAACAGACCCAGGCCCCCUGACCUUCUGGUUCUAGCUCCAUCCGACGAACCCUCCUCGCCAGGGCCGCUGGUUCUGGAAGCCCAUACACCCAAACCGCUAUCCUUGUUGAAGGAUGAGGAUGAGGAAAUGGACCAGUUGGACUGCCUCUCACUCAGGAGCCUGGGAAGCACAUCAGAAGGGGAGAGCACCUCACUAGGGCAGAGUGACACAGCCGAGAGCUCUCCUAAGAGAGGCAAGAGGAUUGGAGUGAAGUUCACGGAGUGGCAUAAGAAUCGUGUGGCUGCCCUGUGCAGUGAACGCUUUGACAAACUGUUGUGGGAGUGCCCAGAGUACCACAGUACUAAAAGCUGUCUUGCAGCCUUUGUACUGGAGAGAGAGGUGGCAGACACAGGAGGCCAGUGUUGUGAGCAGUAUGAAGUCGUGGCACUGGGAACUGGGCAGAGCUGCUGCAGUAGUUGGCUCAGCUUCACAGGCUCAGUAGUCCAUGACUGCCAUGGCAUCGUGAUCGCCCGCAGAGCCCUCAAAAGGUAUUUAUAUAAGCAGCUGAUGCUGUUCUAUAGCCCUGAACCACAUCUUAGAGAUCGCUCUAUAUUCCAGAGCACUCCAGAGCAUCUGCUUCAGCUCAAACCGCAGAUCUACCUACACCUCUAUACCAACCAGACCCCCAAAGGAGCAGCACAAUGCAUACUAACGAUGUCCCAGAGCAGUGACUACCAGUCACUGAAGCUGCAGUGCUAUGCCAAAGGCUCCCUGGUCACUGCUGCCUUCCUGCCUCUCAGCCUCUGGGGUGCUCGGAUCUGUUGCAUGUCCGACAGUGACAAACUCACCCGCUGGACUGUUACCGGAGUCCAAGGAGCGUUGCUGAGUCACUUCAUUAAGCCAUUGUACAUCACAAGUGCCAUACUUGGUGACUCCAAAAAUUACUCAGAAAAAGUUUGCAACACCAUCUCCAAGCGCCUGGGUACAGGUCUGAAUGAUUUACUGACCCCUCCCUACCAACAAACUACCAUCUUCUUUCAGGAUGGAGAAAAAGUGGGACCAGUUGUGAGCUCAGAUGUCUGCAAAGAGCUCAGUAUCAACUGGUCUUUUGGAGACUCCAGCAUUGAAAUUCUUGACAGCACCACUGGCUAUGCUAUCAGUUGUUCUCCAUUUGUGAGUGGGCCUGGGUUCACCAGUAGGCUAUGCAAAAGAGCCCAGUACUUCUGCUUCAGAAAACUGGCCAGGCUUUCUGGUCAAGAAGACCUCCUGUCUUUUUUGACCUACAACAAAGCUAAGAUGGCUGCACAGCUGUAUCAGAAAGCCAAGACUAUAGUGAACCAACGGUUCUUGGCCAACAACGCUGGACCUUGGAACUCAAAAUGUCUGGUUGACUGUUUCAGCCAUUGACUCUGUACAAAGCUUGUUACUUUAGUCUUAACUGUUCUGCCAUUUUGAAGAUCAUUUGGAAGUUCUGGGAUGGUUUGUAUUUCUUUGGGGGGUUUUUUGUGUGCUGUUCUUUCAAGAAAUAACGUUUAAUAUCAUUGAGAUUUGUGAAGCUUCACAACAUUUUGUAGUCUGUAGAAAAGGCAGACAUUUGUGGUUAUUUGUACCUUUACAGAUGGAACUUUGUUGGCUUUCUGAGUUUGCCUACUGUAGAACAAAUUGCUUUAAGAGCAAUUUGAUCACCUCAGUUGGUCAUAUUUCAUUUAAGUGUCAGGUAAUUUUCAGACCUGAAGCAUGAUAUGAAUGAUUAAAAUAUUCUCCUUAAUGUCAUAUUUAAUAAAAUGUUGCUAUUCCCUUGUGUAUAUAUAGGUGUUAACAAAUCCAUUGAUGUCAUAUGAAAAGUAUUGACUAUCGCAAUUAA
Messenger RNA from Electrophorus electricus (electric eel), 2033 nucleotides. RefSeq names its product adenosine deaminase domain containing 2 (gene adad2). Gene Ontology annotation, cellular component: nucleolus; cytoplasm. Gene Ontology annotation, biological process: RNA processing; adenosine to inosine editing. Lineage: Eukaryota; Metazoa; Chordata; Actinopteri; Gymnotiformes; Gymnotidae. The record is from RefSeq and is a predicted model, not a curated record. Gene Ontology annotation, molecular function: double-stranded RNA binding; double-stranded RNA adenosine deaminase activity; tRNA-specific adenosine deaminase activity.